AUGUCUGGUCUAGAUGGCAUUGAAGACGAUGACGACACCUUCUAUUACGAGGUGGAGGAAAUCAUUCAAAUGAUCGUAACCGAUAAUGGUGUUCGAAUGUUUGAAAUCAAGUGGAAAAAUUAUGAUUCUUUACACAAUACGUGGGAGCCAGAACAUAAUUUGAACUGUCCUUCGAUAUUGAAGGCUUUUUUUGAAAAGCAUGGCAUAGACCCAACGCCAUUUCAGAAGAAAAAAAGAACGAAAAAGAAGAGCCGGAGCGUAGAAGUAACAGAAGCAGAAGCAACAACAACAACAACAGCAUCAUCAACAACAACAACAACAACAACAGCAGAAUCAGUACCUUCGGUGGAACCAGACACUCCAGUAGUAUUAACUGAAGAAGAAAGGGAAACCGAGGAAGCAGGUAGGCGAAAGGCAGAGAGAAAAUUGAAAAAACAAAAGCGAAGAGAAGAAAAAAGAUUGAAUAAACUUUUAGAGGAAAGAAAAGCCUGGGAAAAAGCAACUAUUGAUAACAAAAAAGCUAAAGAAGAUAAUAAACAAAGAAGAUUAACAAUCGCACAAGGAACUGAUCUUAUUGAAAAAGCAAGACAAUUGAGCGGAAUUGGUCCAUCUGAUCAACAAAUUGAGGAAGAAGAAGAAAAGAGACGGCUGGCCGAAAAAAGACAAGUGGAUGAGAUCAAGAAAGCAAAUGCCUUAAGGAAAGCUGAAAUGGAGUAUCAGAAAGCAGCUGCUCAAAGAAAAGCAGAGGAAGGAGAUGAACCUGCCAAAGUAGUCUCAACAAAACCUUUUAUUUCAAACAAUCAAAGAAUUAAGUCAGAUGAACCUUUUAUUCCAAACAAUCAAAGAAACAAAACAGAUGAAUCUUUUACUGCUAUUAAGCGAACUGUCAAUGCCAAGCCUCCUUCUACGGGUGGUGUUGACAUUCUCAAGUUAGUAGAGUCCAUAAAACAGCCGUUGGCUAUAUCCAAAUACCCACAACAAAGACCCACUAGUACAGUCCGACCUCCGUUCAAUUACCCACCUCCAUCUCACCACUCACCAUCUAAAUUAGUACCGCCCAAGCAACUUCCACCAAAACCACCAUUACCCAAGCCAACUCCACCUGCACAACCACCACCAACACCCGUACCUACUCCUCCAGCACCUCCAACCAGAAAUCCUCCAGUUACGACGAUGGAAAGAUUGGAUCCUAGAAGACAACGAGAAAAUCAACCGGAACAGCAGCAACAACCCACAGUUUAUGAACCCAUCACCAUUAAGCGACAAUUCUCUAACUCAAAGGAUCCCCGAAUGAAUGCUGACAAUUUCAAAAAAAUCAAGCUUUCAAAUUCAACAGCAUUAGCUACUCCGUUUGAACUGGAUACUUUGCUUUAUAAUGGAAAUAAAUUCAUUGCAUCUGUCAAAGUGGAGGGAAAACAGACUUGUUAUCACGAAGCUCAAAUCAUGAAACUUAUUAGUCAAGGAGAUAAGAAUGAGAUUCGAGCCAUGUUCACUGUACCUUUAAAGGCACUAAAUACCAUUUUAUGCGGUCGACCUAUCAGUUUCAUGAAUAUUAUACCUAAAGACAACUUGAUUUAUGUUAGUAAAUUAAAGAGUUACUAUCAAGUGAAUGAAAUGGCUGGCGUUGUCCAUCAUCCCGACAUGAAUCAAGCAAUUGUUCUGUUGGCAGAAGACGAUCUUAAAAAAUUAUCCAACUUGCCAACAGACACUGGUCUCGGUAUCGCUUACAACCGUUUAUGCGCAAUAUUCAUUGACGAUUUAGUUGAAAGACCCAAAUGUUUAUCCAAAGAAAUUGUAUAUGACACCGAUAGUAAGGAUUAUACUACUCCAUAUACUUGGAAUCUGGUGGCUGAAUAUUUAAAAUUCCCGGAGGAGCUGAAUCAGUUGAAAAACAAGGCAAAAUUUGUCAUUUAUGGAUCAUCCGAAUCAAGUCAAAUGUUGAUCAGGGCAAGCGGAGCUUUAAAAACUUCACAACAUGGAGCUUCCUCAUAUGUCAUGAUGUUUGAUCGCUUUGGUGAGAUGUAUUUCAAUCGUAAUUUAUCAAAACAUAAGAAGGAAGCGGCAACUCGUAUGUGGGAAUUUGGUGUGCCUGAUUUCUCAUAUGGCGACAUGAUUCCUGCAAAGGAAAUUUUUCCUAAAAAUUCCGGUGGAUUUGUGACAACCGAUAUGUCAAAUCUCUCUUCAAACCCUCUCAUCAUACAAACAAUCCACUCUGAAAUUAAAAAGCUCAAUGCCAUGCCAACUGUACACGGACAAUGGUCCUUUAUUCUGCCUCAUAAUUGGCUUUAUUGCCUCAAAAUGAUGGUUCUUGACCAUGAAUCAGGCCAACGUGUCAAGGAGGCUAUUGUAGCGAUUUCCAUUGGUCUUAGUAAUGAUUCAGUUCAAAUCGUUAAGUUAUGGUGUGCGGAAGAUGGCGAUUUUAAUCACAUUCAUUUUAUGGACAGAGUAGCACAUAACAACUACCAAACACAUCAGUAUUUCGUCUAUGUGGAUGAUAUUGCAUCUGUCUCCCCUAGUCACUAUAUCAACAGUCUCGAAUUUGUACCGAGUUCAAAAAUUUAUUCUAACUUUUCUUAA
This is a messenger RNA of Mucor mucedo, 2577 nucleotides long. RefSeq lists its product as uncharacterized. NCBI's taxonomy places the organism in Eukaryota, Fungi, Mucoromycota, Mucoromycetes, Mucorales, Mucoraceae. The record is from RefSeq and is a predicted model, not a curated record. Gene Ontology annotation, molecular function: chromatin binding. Bases 1 to 2577 code for a protein of 858 amino acids. The transcript is spliced from 10 exons. Gene Ontology annotation, cellular component: pericentric heterochromatin. Gene Ontology annotation, biological process: chromatin organization; negative regulation of transcription by RNA polymerase II.